Messenger RNA from Mizuhopecten yessoensis (Yesso scallop), 9530 nucleotides. Its product is annotated as interaptin-like. The record is from RefSeq and is a predicted model, not a curated record. The transcript has 32 exons. NCBI's taxonomy places the organism in Eukaryota, Metazoa, Mollusca, Bivalvia, Pectinida, Pectinidae. Bases 150 to 4838 code for a protein of 1562 amino acids.
AUGGCGACCUCCGGAGGCGUAGCGGGGCUCGUGGACUUAAUUUCGUAUUAAAAAUGUCCAAAUAGUGCAGAAUGUGGCGACAAAAACUCAUGACAUCAUGGUGAUGCUUAUUUAUUGAGUUUCUUUGGAUUUUCGUGUAAAGUGAAAGAAUGGCGUCACCAGAAACACCCGAAGCGAUGGAGCUGGAGAGUCCGGAGGAUAUCCGAAGGGAGAUUGACCAAAAACUGGAGGAGGACGGCAUGUCACACGACUGUACAGAUGAGGAUAAACUCCUAUUGGUGUGGAAACUUUACCAACACACAGAGGCUACCCUGCAAACUGCAAUCGAGAAUGAAGAAAAGUUGAAACUUGCUCAGACAGCAGAAAUGCAGGAAGUCGAAAACUAUGUGGAACACAUACGUCACCUAUCAGAUGAAAGAGAGGCUUUAAUCCAGGAGCUAGAAACUGAAAACGAUCAACUAAAAGGAGAUAUCACACAGCUGAAGCAUGACCAGAAUGCGGAAGCAGUGCUAAACGAAACAGCAGAAAUGUUAAUUCAGCAGGGCUUGGACGAUAUUGCUAUGGUCUCGACCAGUGAACAGAUUGCAUUUCUUCUUGUUGAGCGUGCUCGUCUUCUUGACGAGUUGGAAGCUGAGCAGAGUCGAACAAUAUCGCCAAUGGAGGCUAUUACGGAUGGUGAAGUUUCCGAGGAUAUUUUGAAACUAACUCUUGAAAAGGAGCGAAACGAACAUGAGGAGGAACUAAUUCAAGCAAGGGAUAGUAUUCGCUCCCUAAAGACAAACUAUGAGGAAGAAAUAAAUGGACUAAUGGAUGAAAACAAUAAACUAGAGGAUGACCUUGUGCAGACAAAAGAAAAGUUGGUUGACAUUGAGAAAGAAAACACAGUGCUGAAAGAUGAGAUACAACAGUUCAAGUCAGACUCGGAUUCACGAGCAUCAACACCUCGAGUUGGACGUCCACCAAGUCCCGCUCGUAUGCCUAAUGAUGUGGCUCUCCGAAACAUCAUUCAGGAAAAAACUAAGCUGGAAGGGGAACUUCUAACACUGAAGUCCCAUAUACGGAACUUGGAAUCCACCAAUGAAGAAAAUUCCCAAAAGAUUAAGAAUGUUGAGGAGGAAUUGGCGAAGACACAGAGUCUCCAUCAACAGCUACAGAUGAAAAACAGAAGUCUUAAGUCGGAAAUCGAGGAGGCAGAACAACAACUGGAUGAAGCUGAGAGCAAUGUUGAUGAGAUGUCAGCAGAGAAGGAUAAGAUGAAGGAAAGUCUAAACUCAACAGAAAAUGAGAUGAAAACUCUCAGGGCUGAACUGCAGGCUUCCAGUAGUUUGAAGGAAAUCGUGGAUAUCCUAUCGUCAGAAAAGAACCAGCUUACAGAAGAACUUGGGACAUUAAAGAAGGAAUUUGAUGAGGUCUGUACGGAGAAAGAAGAAUUAACGGAAGAAAAAUUAAUGAUGAGCAAAAGUGAAAUAGAACUCACCAAUCAACUUCAUUCUCUGAAAUUUGAAUUAGGAAGUAAAGCUGACACGGGUGAAUUUCAGAAACAGUCUGAUCAACUGUUACAGACUUUAGAUUUACUAGACAGUGCAACAACAGAACUGGAAAGCUUACGGAGUAACACAGACACUCUUACAAAGGAAAACAAAGAGUUACUCAAUCGACUUGAAAUGGCGCAAGAGGAACUCAAGAAUUUGAAACAGGAAGGACAGGAAGUAGCUAAACAAGAUCCGAAUGUUAUUAUCUUGGCCCAUGUCAAGGAUCAGAACCAAAAACUCUCUAAGGAAGUUAACACGCUAAGUACUGAUUUAGAGCACAGCCAGAAAGUGGAAGACGAUUUGAUUCAAAAGCUGGAUAACUUACAACAGCAGCAUGAUGAAGCCAAUGACAGGUAUAAUAAGGAAGUGGAGGAUUUGAAGUCAAAGCUACAACUAACAUUUUCUGAGCUCGGUAAAUCUAAGACCCUUCUGGAGGAACAGUAUGGACAGAACAGUGAGCUUCAGGACCAGUUACAGGUACUGGAGCGCACGCUAAACGAAACAUGUCAAACAAAGAGGGCCAUCGAGACAAAAGCUAGUGAAGCCGGUCAGCUCGCUCAACAAAUCAACCAACUCGAAAAUCAGUUGUUAGAAAAAGGCACUUUUGAGCAAAUGUUUGAGGAAAAAAGAGACGAAAUAUCUUUAUUAGAGAAAGAAUUAGAUGAGUUGGAAGGACUAAAGUUUGAACUGGAAGAUACGAGAGAACAGUUGGAAAAAGAGCGCAAUGUUCGAUUUAAGAUGGAGUCAACCAUUCACGAGUUAGAACAAAUAAUGGAGGAUCAGAAAAUAGAUAAUGAAAACAUGCAGCAGAGUCUAAACAACAAGCUAAAAACUUACGAAAACCGUGUGAAGGCUUUACAAGAUGAUUUGUUUGCUGCCCAAGAUGAGAUUCAAACAAUGCAGGAAACACAUGAAAAGGAACUACUGAAGGUCAAGGCCACAUCUAUUGACCUUCAGGAGAGAAUGCAGGCAGAGAAAGGUCGCAGUUUGCAGGCUGAGGUCAACAGUGCUAAUCAAAGGAUUGAUGCCCAAAAGAACGAGAAUCUCGAGCGACAAUUAGAAACAUUAAAAAUUCGCCUGGCCGAGUCUAACAACAUAUUGGAGCUUACAACACGUGAUAAAAGUGCAAAAGAACAUGAGAUUAAGGUGCUUAACGAAUCUGUAAAACAGAACGAGAUAGAUGGAAGAACUGUUAAUACCCUUAAGAAGGAACUGACCACUGCCCAGCGAGAGCUUGAACAUUUACACCUGUCCACUAAGUACAGUGAGGAUGAACGGCAACGACACAUGGAUAAAAUCCACUCAUUGGAGGAUUUCUCUAAACAGUUGGAACUGGACAAUAGGGAGAUAGCCAGUAAGUUAUCAGAAUCAGUCUCAAAAAUGCAGACCAUGGAGGAUCAGCUGAAGAGAGACAAACAACGCAAUUCAGACAAGCAGUACCAGAGUAGUGUACAUGUAACACAGGUAGAAAAGGACCUAGAGGGCAGCACCAAACAAAACCGACAACUCCGCGACGAACUCCAGAAAAAACAGACCUACGUGAUGAGACUUGAGGCAGAUGCCAUAGGCAAUGCAGCAAAGUAUGAGAGUACGAUAGCGAGGCUUGAGUCGGAGCUGGGAGACAUGAAGAAUUAUCACAAGAAGGAGGUAGAGAGUACCCAGGACAGACUAGACGCUGCCAACAGAGAGCUGGGUCAUCUACGGGAACAACUCAGGGAAAAGGAACAGGAGGCCAGUACCAAUUUGCAGGAAGUGAGUCGUUCCAAAGGCGCAACAGAUCGCCUUGAGGCCCAGCUCCAGACAGAGAUCAAGAUACGCACCGACAUGGAAAAUCGCAACACUGCCCUUGACCAGGAGGUUAGCAAGAUCCUGAGAUCUAGGAAUGUAUGGACUCAGGUGAGAACACUUAUGGAAAAGAACGCAUCCCUGGAAUCUAGCAAACGAAGCCUUGAAGAUGAACUGGAGCGGAAAAGGUCAACGACUCGUCAAUCGGAGACAUCUUUUGCUCAUUCCACAGCCUCUCAGGAAGUCGCCAUGAAAUCGUUGAGCUCACGAGCAGACCUAGCAGAGAAGCGGAUACCUGUUGGCAAGGGAGGUAAUUCAGUGUGGAGUUGUAUACCAAUUAUACAUGCAGAGAAAUUGCAGCAAGAUUUCAGCGACGUAUCAUUUAAACUUCGUUCUGUCGAGCAUCAGUUGGCACAGGCUGAUGAUCUAAAACAUACACUCAUGGACAAAAAGGAGCAAAUUUCUCAACUUCGAAAUCAGCUUGAAGCAGAAAAAUUACAAAGGACACUUCUAGAUCAGACUGUUUCUGAACUAAAACACCAGGUGUCGCUCCUAAAACAGAGAGAAUCAAAAGUAUCUGAGCAAAAUCGUGAACUCCAGCACACCAUUCUUGAUCUAGAGUCGAAGAUGGAGGAUAUGGCUGAUCGAAACCAGACAUCAUUGGAAAUGGAUUCAAAUGCUUAUUUAGGCAACUCCUGGGAUUCCAAGCAACAACAUUUGACUGACGUUGGGAAGCGGUCGCUGAUGGAUCAGAUUACACGGCUACAGAAAGAGGUGAAAGACCUUCAGUACGAGCUGCUGACUGUUAAUGAGCGACGGGAAAUUCAAGAGCGGAAGUAUGAGGAUCGCAAGAUGAAAACGAAGCACAAACUAAUGAGAGCAAGCUCGGUCUCCCCGGGUGAUCUCAUUCGUGUUUGUAUGAAGGAGUUUUAUGCUAAGGAAAGAAACAGAAUGACGGAACAGAUGACUAGAAUGGAUGAAGAUUUAUCCCUUACAAGAUCAACAUUACGAAAGGAGCUCGACUGGAAGGAAAAGAUAGAUAAAAAUUAUCAACACUUACUCCACGAAAAGCGCGACCUUUUGUCAAGGCUGGCAGAUCAGGACGAGACUUUGAGAGAGAAAGGCCGUUCAGUAUCCACACUACAAGUCCGCUCCAAAUAUCUGGAGGACGAGAAUUCACGGCUACUGGAUCGUAUCGAGCUUAUCAACCAACAAAAGCUUGGAAUCGAUAAAGUACUCAAAGACUUUAAACUUGGAAAAGACAGAGAGUUAACACGGUCCCUGGUCUUAUCUCCGGCGGAUAGCCAUCACCCUCACAGCUUGACCGGUGGCACCAGUGGCCUUGGCAAUAGUGUGGACUCGAGCUGGGCCAACGAUUACCGUGACAACAUAACACCCUUCCGGACGCAAACCUCCAAUGUUGACACUUACCUCAACCGGAAUUAUUCUGGUGGAACCGUGGAUCUAUACAGAGCCGAGACCGGAAGUGAGGAUUCGUACAGUCACGAGUUUGAUGCAUAGUAUAGAAUGUUUGAUUUUCAAUUAGUAUUAUAUUCCGGAUGUUGAAAAUGGGUAAAUGGACAUCUAUUCAUGUGUGUGUGCAAAACGUUCACCUCGUGCUUUUAAACGUUUACUUCGCGCGAUUAGUUGUUUGUGCAAUUGUGUUCCCAAUGGAUAUUAUCCACCAGUAUUCGAUUUAUCCAGAUUGAGAAUGAAAUGAGUGUGAUAAGUAUGAUUAGUCGAACCAUUUUUUGUACACACCAAUUAACGAAAAUGUACUUAUUAUGUAAUAUUUUACUAAUAAUGUAGUAUAAUCAUGAAUGUUUGGAUGAUUAUCAUCAUAUCUUCGUUCAUAAUACUUGUAUAAGUGUUAACUAAUGAAAUAUAUGUUGUUUUCCUUGAAGAGUAAGUGAUGCAAUCGAGCUUUGUAAGCCACUUAUUUUGUUUUUGGUUUCCCUAUAUUCAGAGUGUAAGGGACAUAAUGGCCUUUCGGUAAACAAUAUCAAGACACUUUGCUGGGAACAAACGUGACUGAUUUAUAUAGGCAUGAAGGCCACGAUUAAUUCAUGUUUAUACAUCAUAUCAGUAAUCUUGUUUUAACCUGAAUUCAAUAGUAUUGCUACAUGUUUGUUCCUUUUUAAAAUACUCAUAUCAUUCUUUAUUUUUUUGUGAUUUCAAUUUUUCAUUGUUCGCACAAUUGAUUCCAUCCAUUUAGUAAUUAAUAUUUUUUUAUUAAUAACGCUUUUAUUGAUUAAAUCGAUAAUGAGAUUAUAUAAGACAUAAAACAACAUUCCAAUUAAUGUUCCAGUCGACAAUUUAUCAUGUAUUGGUAUGAAUCAGGCUUUUUAAAGUUAGUUUAUUUAUAUUGUAAUCGAUAUACUUAAUUGACGUCCAACUUAAUGUUAUUUAGCUCUUUACCCCAUGUAAGACAAUGUAUCUGACGACUCUUUGUUGAUAGGGGGAAAUACGUUGUGGUGCUAACGUAAUGUAACUUAACAUUUCCAUGGCUUUUCACUCUAAACUAAGAUUUAGAGAUUCAAUAUAUCCAGCAUUUUUGAUGAAAUAAUUUAUUUUGAUAAUUCAUAGCAUUUUCAUUUUCUAUCUUUGAAAAACUCAUGUUUGGUUCAAAUAGCAAAAAAGGACAUUGAUACAUAAUGUAAAAAUGCUCUUACAUGGGGCAAACGAGCAAUCUGUAUUCACAACAGCAUCUGCUAGUCAGUUAGAUAAGAUGAUUCCAUCCAUUUAUACUAAUUACAAAUUAUACAUGUAUAAAAUAAUAUAAAAUAUUUAUGAAUAUGAAACAAGUUAUUUUAACUUAUAUUAAUCUAUGUAUUGUCUAUUUAUAACAUUGUGUUUUAUAUUGAAAACUAAUUUAAAUUGUUGUAGAAAGAUAAUCAUAUUUCCCCUUAGAACUUGUUUUCCAUGUAAAAUAAUACAAUUCUACAUUAUCUAUUUAACGUGCAGUAAAAUCUGUUUUAUCCAACACUAUGGAACACCACGUGUGUCAGAUUAUUUGGGACCAGACAUAUUUCAUUUCGUAGAAAUUGGAUAAUAUUGAUUUUGUUAGAUUACAUAAGGUGUAAGAAUAUUAAUAUUUCGGGGUCAGAUAAGGCAGGUUUUAGUAUACAUUAUUUAUGGAAGUAUACUUUUCUAAACAAUAUGACAUAAGGCAUUAAGACGAUUUCUAGCUACAUUUUAUACAGCUAACCCCAGGUACCUUAUACAUAUAACGUUGCAAUUGUUCUUCAAUUCACGCUUAGUUUACUAUUUUAGGAGUUUCACGUCAUAGAAAAAACGAAAUGUAUUCAGGAGUACUCAGCAUUUUCUUAAAAUGUAUAAAUAGAUAUAUUGUGUAGGAUUGAUCAAUAAAUAUAACAAUCAUUUUGCAGGAGCGUCAUAUAUAUUCAACAGUUUGAAUAUGGAAUCGUUAGGACGGCAGCACAAAAGACAAAUAAGAAGUCAAUUUGGCUUAAUACGCAACACAACAAGGAAAUAGAGAGUCGUGUCUUUUUAAAAAGUAUAAUUAUCAGUUUCAGAGUUCAAAAUAAAAUGGUCUUUAUUUAAGGACACUUUAUAAUGUUUUUUGGUUAAUUACAGUAUAUGUGAAAUAAUCUUACCACAAACUAGAAAUACUUCAAACGUUGUUGUUGUUCUAUUGUAUUAAACAGCAUUGUUCACAAGUAUGGUGGAAUAUUACACUUAUUUUUUUUAUAUUCGUCAGUGCCAAAGUAUUUUUAAAAUGAAUAAAUUCAGUAAGGGGUUAACGAGAAUUCAAAUAUAUUAGUGAUCAUUUUAAUUUUGAUUAUCUUCGCUCAGAAACUGGUAAUAAAAUUGGAAUAAAAUGAGGAUGAACGCACUGUGUAGUAAAAGUGAAAAGUCAUUGUGACACAAAUAAAAAGGUACACGAACAUUCACUCAAGUAAUUCUGACUAAUGAUAUAAUGCUUAAUUAAAUAUUCAAGAGUAUAACUGGAGCAUACAACUGGUAUAAUUUGUAAAAUAGCUCAUGUUUUAAAUCAUUUAACAUUUUUAACAUUCGGUUUUACACACUUUAAACUAAAAGAAAGUACUUCCAAUAUCAAUCUACCAUAUUUCGCACGUUUACCACCUUCCAUUCUUUAUCAUAUGCAAUAUCUUUAGGAAUGGUAUACGUACUGGCUAACAAAGCUAUUUCGAUUUUAAGUUGUUAACUUAGCGUGGCUACUAAAACAGUAAAACACAUUACAAACGAUGCCAACCAGUUUUGUGCUAAAUAUUAUUGGCGUGAUAGCAUAUCACAGAGCCUCAGUUUGAUACAGAACAUAUACAUAUUUAGUAUCAUUAUUAUAGUUAUUACGACAUUUGUAACCGGUUAAUUUACAAAAUUUACAAAAUUAACUCCUUACAUUCGUUGUAGUACAUUUUUUAUAGACGUACAGUACUUAUCGUGUGAUAGAAAUUCCUGGAUAUGUUUUAUUGUUUCAUUACAAAAUAGAUUAAUGAAACUUGAACUACAUUUUGAGGCUUUUGCAGGUUUCCUGCAUUCCUCAUAAGUGAACAUUAUAUAUUGCAUAUUUUAAAAUCAUUUUCGAAUAUCUUGCAGGGGUUUAAAAAGCAUGUUAGUACCUAAUUAAUAAAACAAUCAAAUCUGGUAGCAGAGUUAAGGUUACGAAUGGGAGAUUAAAGUCGAAUGCAUAUCUAAUUGGAAAAAGAAGAAAAUGUGUUUUACUGUUUAGUUGUGUUCUGAAUGAGACAGUGUUCACUUUGGUAGGUUUAUAAACUGGAAGUACAUUAAAUUAUAUAUAAAACAGUAUUCUAGUAUUAAUGUGAUUUACGUUUAAUUAUGAUCUAGCUAUAGUUUAGUACUAAUUAAUGACAAACUGUAGUUUAGUUCUAGUUCAUCUCUGUACUAUAGCGCUAUCUUACUUACAUUUAUUGUAGACAUUUUUAGUUUCAGAAAGCUAGGUAAUAAAUUAGUACAUGGGUGGGAGACGUCUACUAGGAAAUGAAACUUAUAAAGCAUAUCAGUGAAAUCAUUGCCUUGUCUGUCGUCGUACACUAUUUAUCCCACUGAAAUGAAAAGGUCCCUGAUAUGUACAUCCGCUCUUACUAAAACUUGUAAUUGGAUAGCAUAGGAUAUUUAAAAAGAAAUGGAAUGUUAUCUAUUGUUUCUGAUCUACGACCACAAACAAAACACAAACAUUCGGGCAUGGUGCCUGCCAAUAUAUUCACUACUAGUUUUCCGUGUGAUAAAUGACGCUAUUCAAUCUUGGCAUGCGUUCUACUGAAAGAAAGAAAACAUCAAUUCAAACAUUUGUAUAGCAUUCAUUUAGGUCACUUAAUUCAAUAGUGACAUAUACGGUAACUUAUUUGAAAAUACAUCUGCACAUCCUUAUGUCAUUUCGUGCUACAUGAUUGUUCUGAAGCGGUAACUUCCGCUAAAUUGAAGGAUUUUCAAAUCUGUCAAGUCACACUGCUACAAAAAUGUGCCUUUGUGAAGUAAUAUUAAAUAAAUACUUAUUUUCGCAGUAGAUUCACUUUUUAUUAAUUCAAAUUAUAUUUGGAUAUUUUUGUUAAACUUUGGAUUGUAUGAUCAAUUACUUGAGAAUAAAUUCAAAACACUAUUGGUAUUUUUGAAAAUGUCUGAUAUAUGGUAAAGUUCAAAGAGCUUGUAUGUAGUUUAAUUUCUGUGUAUGUAUGCGCUGGCGUCAUUGGUAAUUGACAUCAUUGUUAAACAUAUCAAAUCUAUGCAACGCUUUCAAUCUGCCAUAUAAAGUUAUACGAUAUUCAUUGGAGAUUACUGCAAUAGCUGUAACUAGGUAUUGUUCAAACAAGGAAUCCUAUUUUUAGUGUUUUAAUUAGCUCUUUCUGUUUUACAUUUUAUGUGUGACAGUGACAAGAUUGGUUGGCAUAUAUCAAAGUAGUGUUAACAUUGGUGUUCUAAUCGCGGUCUUUUAUCAGUUAUUCUAUGAAUAUACACUUCAUUUUAUUACUCACGUCAAGUCAUGCCCAGAAUCCAUAAAUAUGAUAAAACAUUAUUGAACAAUUGUAUGCCUGUGACGUCAACAAGAUGAUGCUUGAAGACAAUGACGAGGAUUUUAAAUUUCGUAGUUGCACAGAAGAAAAUUACAGUGUCGAAAGGUUUCUCAGUGGAGUCCUACAAAAAUAAGUGAAAUGAGCGUUUCUGUUCAGUUUAUUUCUUACUAGUUAUUUUCCUGUAAUGAUGUCUCAAUAU